AUGAGUCUCACUGCGCGCGGUUGUGGACGCCGCAAUGCCACGGAAAAGGUCCUUGGGGAGAAACAGACGCUCGGCUUACUGGUGGACGGAGGAUAUCGCCAAUCGACGGAGAGUUUAGGUCUCAGGCAGGCGAUCACGGUGAGCAAGGCCUCCAGGUGGAAGGAACUCAAGGACGAUCUAAACGCCGAUCCUUUGGGGCCUGGGCUACCAAAUCGUCAUUGCGGACGGCUAGGUGCCCAAUCUGCUAGCCCUAACAUGAGCGCAGCCGAACUGGAGAUUAGGCCGGAGGAGCAUAUCGCAGUCCGUCCCGAAGAGGUACCUCCGUUCAGUGAACUAGAGCUGAAAAGCGCCAUCGCUUCGAUGCGCUGUAGGCGUGUUCCCUCCUCGUGGGAAGAUCCAGCGCCUAGUGUUGGUCAGCAAGGGAAAAGGAGACCCCACAAGCCCGUCCGCAUACCAGACCCCUCUGCAUGCUGGACACAGCGGGGAAAACUCCUCGAGCGUUUGAUCAAACCUAGGCUGAUCCAGGCUGUUAAAGCGGCUGGAGGACUUUCUGAUCGCCAGUUCGGUUUCCGCGCGGGUCGUUCUACGAUUGGUGCUGUCGGUGAGGUUGUCAGAGCGUUCGAGUCAGUACAGCAGGGAGACCAUCGGUACCGCAAACUGGUAAUGCUGGUAACACUGGACGUAAGGAACGCCUUUAACUCGGCCAGUUGGGCUGACAUGCUCGGGUGCCCUACAGUCCACGUUUUUCAUUCACCGUAUCUCUUGAGGCUGCUAAAUAACUACCUUAGGGAUCGGAAACUGGUCUUUGGAACGUUGGACGGACCUCGUAGUAGGGAAGUGACGGCAGGUGCUGCCCAAGGCUCGAUUCUUGGCCCAGACCUGUGGAACAUCAUGUACGACGGGGUUCUUCGUAUGGAGAUGCCGCACGACACCUUCCUCGUGAACAUCAGCAGUGUAUGGCUACUUCCGGAAGAAGGGUUUCCGGUUUUCUACCGCUACUUCCGCGACCGUAUCACAUGGUUCGAGGCGGAUGCUGUGUGCCAGUUCCACCACGCCAACCUCGUUACAGUGGACUCGAGUGAGCAGUACGAUGCGACCCGGGCGUACCUCAAGGAGUUGGACGUGGUAAACAACGUCUGGGUUGGCCUCAAGAGGAGUGGCUCCGAAGGGGAGUUCACUUGGACGGACUACAAGCCACUAGAGAACGGCGGCUACUGGCAAGAGCAGAUCCCUAUGACAGACAACCCAGUGUGUGCCGCUCUUGAUCCUGCCGCUGACUUCCGGUGGCAUCCUCUCAACUGUGGUGGACCGGAAGUGGCUUCCUUCAUCUGCCAACUUGAGGUGCCAGCCUGGGCCCGGAAGGAGGACGGCUGUAUGCUGACGUCACUGCCGUCUCUAACCGUCACUUAUCUACCAGAGCAAGGAGCUGUGGAGCUGAUCUCCGACUGUGGCUUAGAAGGCACCAGACGUAUUGCCUGCAAGGGUCAGGCCAACCGCGACGAGAUGAUGAAGCAGUUGUCGUGUGAAUCGUCCACCGAGGGCCAGACCGAGGCUACAAGCAGUAACACCUGGGACAACGACCUGCCCACCAGACACCGCCGAGACACUGACGUCACCGUGGAUAUGGCGAGCGCUCAGCAUCUGGUGCCUACUACUGAAGGUUUGACCGAAGUUAAUUCCGUCGAAGUGACUAAUGACAGUCCACCUGCUGAAGUGAAGGAGAGUCCCAUCCAUACUCAACAAGACUCCGAGGUAACUUCGACUCAAGGUCUUCCACAAGAAAUGUCGGCCGCUGAGGAGCCCAUCAAGUCUUCCGUGGAUGUCCUUACAGACGAGUCUUCCAGUAGGUUUGUGGAGUCACCUCAGACAUCUCAGAACAUUACGUUUCCACUAAAAAGUGCUGAUAAAGACCUCUUUGACGAGAACCCUAUACAAAUCCCCUUAAACUCCAUUUCAAGGAUAACCUCUGAAGACGGGGGCAGUGCGGAAGGCAGCCCCCAAUCCGGGGAGCGGAGGGUUGUUGUGGUACAGUCAAAACCUCUCCCACCUUCCCUUAGAGGGAACUCGCCAUUUGUGGAGACCGCGGUCUCGAACAAAACGGAGACGACCACGGAGGCAGCCGAGUUGACAACUCCUAAACCAGUAGAGAAGGAAUCCCACGAAGUCUUCAGAGAGAGUAAAGUGAUAGACAUCACGCUGCAGCCUGAAAAGCCUGAAGCCAAACAAGUCAACUUUCCUCCACUAUCUGUUUACAACAUCAAUAAAGACCGUGACCCUGACGAGUCCAGUUCCCGAGUAGUGCAAGGAAGUUCUGUGGAGAAAGAUGCCGAAGAGACGGAUCAAAAUACCUCGUCAGAGCCAAAUAAGAAAGAAAUUUUCCAAGAAUCUAGUGAUUCAAAGUUUUUUACCAGAGUAAUUGCAGAGGAGAUAACAACGACUACUGCAAGUCCACUUUCAGGCACGAGGAGUACUAGCAGACCUAAUACUGACAAUGAUUUCUUCAUUGUAACGGAAACUCCCAUAAAAUUAGUAUCAUCAUCAACAAAGAUAGCACCAACUGCGGUGCCUGAAUCCCCAGAAGGAAAGAAAGAUGCUGAAACUCCGAUUUUAAGUGAGUCCGUUGAUGAUUUAAACAAACCUUCUGGUAUUUCCCCGGACCAAGAAAUGGCAGAUGAGGCGGAACCUGAAGCUCCAGAGAGACCAAAUAGGGGAAGACUUCUGAUAAGACCCCAGCACCAUUCAUUCUAUCCGUACUUCUUAAAUAGAGUUCUAGGUUAGAUAGUCACAAAGCAUGCCAAUUUGAUUUCAUUGUAUGACUUAGUACCUUUAGGUUUUGAAUGGUGCAUAAGUGUAAAUCCUUUGCUUAUGGUUUUGGAAUAUGGGAUUCAAGUACUCAUUCGUUGCAAACACCAGUUUCAUCUGCGGAUUCCAGACUAAAUCUAUUUCCACUAUACGAGCAAAGCGACUUACUCACAUCAAAGCUAAUCACGUGCUUGAGUCGAUACAAAACUUGUCUAUCAUUUUAAAAAACACACCAAAUGAAAUGUGAAUCACUUGACACAACGAAUCCCAUGUUCGAAACUGCAUGCGGGCACUCAUUCAGAAAUACACAGUCACCGGUUCAAUUAAUAUGCACCGUCCUAUCUCGACCCGUCCUGAAUGCACAGCUAGCGAUCUAAACGCACAGGUAGUCUAGCGGCAUUUCAUGUUAUAUGUGCGCUUCUAGGGGUAUCACUGUGGGAGUAAAGUGCUCUUCUAUUUCUAUCGGUCGUAUACAUUUUAUACAUUUGGAUACUCGGGCCCUGCACUCUCCCGCGCUCCUUGGUUUAGAUCCAUUGUAAAUCAAACAUAUUGUGAUAGGUAAUCGUACUCUUAUAAACUAUCUGUAAGCUAAGGUGUAAAGAGAUUUUAACAUAGGUAGCCGUGUUAAAUGUGAGAAUAUUGUACAGUAGGUGUUCGUUAGGUCAGGGAAGUGGUUUUAGUGCUUCGAAGAGUUUAUUAAGUGAAAGCUCCAGUUUGGGCAGUGUUGCAGAUCUUUAACAAAUAUUUGCUACUGAAAUUCUGUUUGCAAAGACACCUCUAAAAAUUCCAAUUGUGAUGUACACGAAGUUUCACUUUGUCAUUAAAUCAAAAAUAUUUAAGUGAUAAGAACCCUGUACAAAAAAUUACCUUGCCGUUGAAUUUUACACAACGAAUUAAUACAAAUAUUUGUGAACGAUAUAAACUUACAAGUGAAGCUUUUUAAACUAUUUAUUAGUGCUAGCAGGCAGUCUUGCGUUGAGAGUCGAAUUGAAUGGAGAUGUCAAAAUAGCUAUUCAGCUCUAGUUGAUUAAUAUUAUUACUGUAACGAUUUACAAUUGUAGUACAACCCAUACUUCACUAGAGAGAAAUCUUCCAGGAAACCUAAGUACCAAAAGGUGUGCCAAAGUAAUUUAGUGAAACCACUUCCAUUAUAGUUCUCGACUUAGCUUAGUUGCUAUUGUUGUUCUGUAGUAGUUUAUGUUGUUGUAUCGUGUUUGCUCUAUGUAGAUCUUUAUUACGUUAUCUAGAGUGUUUUUCUAUUUUAAGAAGGUUAAUUAUUCGAGGAAGGUUGUACUUUGUAAUUUAGACUGUGCAACGUAAAAAUGUCUUCACCUGUUGUACUUUUAUAUAUGUAAAAUAAAUGCUUAUUGGUUUCCA
This is a messenger RNA of Homalodisca vitripennis (glassy-winged sharpshooter), 4179 nucleotides long. RefSeq lists its product as uncharacterized. Lineage: Eukaryota; Metazoa; Arthropoda; Insecta; Hemiptera; Cicadellidae. The record is from RefSeq and is a predicted model, not a curated record.